Saccharomyces kudriavzevii IFO 1802 is the source of this 1182-nucleotide messenger RNA. It is a transcript of the gene CPR7, whose product is annotated as peptidylprolyl isomerase CPR7. Gene Ontology annotation, biological process: protein peptidyl-prolyl isomerization; protein folding. Gene Ontology annotation, molecular function: peptidyl-prolyl cis-trans isomerase activity; protein binding. The record is from RefSeq and is a predicted model, not a curated record. Bases 1 to 1182 code for a protein of 393 amino acids. Lineage: Eukaryota; Fungi; Ascomycota; Saccharomycetes; Saccharomycetales; Saccharomycetaceae. The transcript has a single exon.
AUGACUGAGGAUCCAGCGGUAUAUUUGGAUAUCUCUAUUGACAAUAAACCAAUUGGCCGUGUAGUUUGCAGGCUUUUCCGCGAGAGUGCCCCAAAGACAACUGAGAAUUUUUAUAGACUAUGUGCAGGUGAUGCCAAGAGUCCUCUAAAAGACCAACAAUCGCUGAGCUACAAGGGAAAUGGCUUCCAUCGGGUUGUUAAAAAUUUUAUGAUCCAGGCAGGUGACAUUGUAUUUGGAACAAAAGACGAUUACUCUUCAUCAUCGGUUGGAAAGGGUGGCUGUUCAAUUUAUGCCGAUGAAGAGGAGGUAAAAGUCAAUAAUUUGUCUUUCUGUCACGGAAAUUUUGAAGAUGAAAACUUGGGGGAAUUUUUGGAACCGUUUACCUUAGGGAUGGCUAAUUUAGGCUCUCCAAAUACGAACAAUUCCCAGUUUUUCAUUACUACAUACGCCGCACCUCAUUUGAAUGGCAAACACUCCAUUUUUGGGAAAGUUAUUCAUGGUAAAUCUGUGGUUCGUGCUGUAGAGCACUCCAAGGUAGAUAGUGACGGUGUUCCUGAAUCAGAAAUUAGGAUCUGUGACUGUGGAGUGUGGGAUAAAAGCAAAGGUGUUCCACUUUACACUGCCUCUAAUGAUCCGAUUGGCGGCGAUGUUUACGAAGAAUACCCUGAUGACGAUAUGCACUUCAACGAGGACGACUUUAGUAAGGCGCUUGAAGCAGCCACUAUAAUUAAAGAUUCUGGAACGCUUCUAUUUAAAAAGAACGAUUACUCGAAUGCCUUUUUCAAGUAUAGAAAAUCAUUAAAUUAUAUUAAUGAGUACACGCCUGAACCCGACGUAGAUAAAGAAAGAAACUAUCAAUUUACUAGCUUGAAAAUGAAGGUUUACUUGAAUCUGUCCUUGGUGCUCUUCAAUGUCGAAAAAUACGAUGAUUCAAUCACGUAUGCUACUUACUUAUUAGAGAUGGAUAACGUUCCAGACAAAGAUCAAGCAAAAGCUUACUAUAGAAGAGGUAACAGCUACUUAAAGAAAAAGAGAUUGGAUGAAGCUUUGCAGAAUUACAAACUUUGUAAAGACAAGAAUCCCGAUGACAAGGUUAUAGGGCAAAAAAUAGAAUAUGUAGAAAACCUUAUAGAAGAGAAAAAGGAGAAGACGAGGAAGAACAUUUCAAAGUUUUUCUCCUGA